AUGGCUGCCACAUCAGAAACACUUCCUCACCUCUUCGACGUCGUCAGAGCAAGAUACCCCGAGUCUCUCGGGCCAGAAAGAUGGUACCUCAUAGCCGCAUCGGCUCUCAUAACGAAUUCCGACCCUUCCAAUCUUGGUCAACUAUGGGUCUAUCUUAUCAAUCAACCCGAAUACAAAAGUCUCGAGAAAAGAAAGACGCUCAACACGCGAUUGCGAGAGUUUCUGUUGAAACAAUGGAUUACGAUAGGGGUGCCGAAAGUGGCCGUUGCUCUGUUUUCCUUGAUCAAGGAGGAGCAAACAGGCGAUGCGGAUCUAAAUUUCACAAAACAAUCCACCGCCCUCACUCCCGCCAACCGGGCUCAAGGCGAGCGUUAUCUCGCCCACCUUUACACUCAGGAGCAAAUGACGACCAUGUGGACUUCUUGGGGCCAAAACUUCGAAUGGCUGACCAAGGAUGUCGUUUACGGCAUGUUUUGGGGCGAUCACACCGUCCUCGACACCGUCGACACACAACUUAUCAAUUACACCGCCAUCGUCAGCCAGGGAUUAGAAGUCACGGUGCGUACUCAUUUGAAGGGAUUGUCAAACAUGGGAUUGAAUGUUGAGGAGAUUGAGGGCGUGACGAAGUGUGGCGAAAUAAUUGCGAAGUGGGCGGGGGUUGAUACGGCAGGCUGGCCAGAUGUGAAAGGGAUUGCGGCUGACUUUGAGAAGAAGUGA
Messenger RNA from Letharia columbiana, 717 nucleotides. RefSeq lists its product as uncharacterized. The record is from RefSeq and is a predicted model, not a curated record. The transcript has 4 exons. The coding region runs from base 1 to 717 and encodes 238 amino acids. Gene Ontology annotation, molecular function: peroxiredoxin activity. NCBI's taxonomy places the organism in Eukaryota, Fungi, Ascomycota, Lecanoromycetes, Lecanorales, Parmeliaceae.